Molecule: messenger RNA, 6642 nt
Organism: Drosophila ananassae
Lineage: Eukaryota; Metazoa; Arthropoda; Insecta; Diptera; Drosophilidae
Product: pikachurin
Exons: 15
Coding region: 848-4912 (1354 amino acids)
Molecular function (GO): calcium ion binding
Source: RefSeq, a predicted model, not a curated record
UGUCCUUUCUCCUACGCUCAGUAGUCCACCGUCAAUUAGAGUGUAAAAACGUUACGCUCCCCAUGAAAACGAACGGAAAACGGAAUCGCCUGAGCCCCAGAAGGAAUCCGUAUCCGUCGCCGCCGUCAGAUAUCCGCUUGCAGGAUACAACAAAAAUAUUGCAUAUAUACACACAGCCGCACAACGAUGCCCGACAACGAAUCCGAUAAAGAAGAAAACUAGCCAAACGUGCAAAUCCCAAAUAGUUGUGUGCGAGUACGAGUACUCCGAUUGAAAAAAAUUUACAAGUGCAAUGUGAAAGUCAGCUUAUACGACAGCUGAACGUCCUGCCACUGUCUGUAUGCGUGAGUGUCCUGCCAGUGAGUGUGUGUGUGUAUGUGUGCGUUAAAAGUGUGCAAAAGUAAAUACCACGAAACUCGCUGAACGCCGAAAAAUAAAGCAGCAGAAACAGGGGCACUGGGAGACGAAGAAAGCAGAAAUCAACGAAGGAUACGCAGAGCUACAUUAUUUGGCCGGAGGCAGUCCGAGGCAGAAGAAGAAGAAAAUCCGGAGCAGAAAUCGUGUGUGUGUGUGUGCCUGUGUGUGUGUAUUUCAGGUGGCGCCCCAGUGAACAGUGGGAGCAGGAGCUACAGUAGCGAAGGCAACCUCGAGACGCAUGCAUGCUCCAUGCUCGCCGCUGGCUGAUGGCCAAAGUUGGAAUCGAAAUCGAAUCAGAAACCGGGACUUCAGUGACGACUCCUCCUCCAACUCGUACUCCAACUGAAGAGUACGGCGCAUCAAGCAUACGCCCCGUUGAACACACCUGUGGGCAUUGAGAAGACAGGAGAGGGCAAAGUGCAGCAGCAGGAUGUCAACUUCAAAGCAUCAUCAACAUCGGCACUACCACUACCACGCUGGCUUCGUUUGGCUUCUUCUGCUGUCGACGGCCAGUGCCGCCGUGAGUGCCAUUGCCGAGCCGGAGGAGGCGGCCUUCCAAGGACACUGUGGACACACCAGCCCCUGUGAGCAGCUCUGCUACGAGAUCCACGAUGGAAUGUACGAGUGCGACUGCAUCGAGGGAUACGAGCUGAACAAGAACGGCUACAGCUGUCAAGUUAUCAACUCCACUGCCAAUGGGUUGGAUGGGCGUGGAAAGUCCGACGAGGACGUGCUCUACCAGAAGGGAGCCUCUUUCAGCGCCAAGCUGGCCAACGAUGAUGGGAAGUCAGCGGGGAAGUCGCCACUGGCGGGAUAUGCUUCGCAAACCUCCUCGCCAGAUGGAGUCGCCAAUGAGGACGAGGACUCUGGCCCGGAGAGCGAGAGCUACGAUUACGAGGAAGCAGAUGACAGAAAUUUCGAGACACAGGAGCAACUGCAGCAAGCGCAGCAGUUGCAGGAAGAGAAACAAAAAGUCAAUUCAAACGAUUACUACAUAUCAGCCGAGAGCAUUAAUUUCAACUCGGAUUCCGAGGACAACUUCAAGGCGGCCAGCACAGCUCCCCCGGCCGCAACUCCAUCCACUCCUAAUGGCAGGAGCACCAUCCGGGUAGCCACCAGCACCACUACGCUGAGACCCCCGCCAGCCAGUGCUGGCCAUGACCCGGAUCGAAAUAAGGAUCUGGAGGCCGAUUACAGCAAUGGGGACGACUACAGCUACGGCUACAAGUCGGACAUGUCCGUCUACGACGACGUCAACAAUAAUCAAUUAAACUUAAGACACCCGAGCAGUAGCAGGGGCAGCAGCAGUAUAAGUGAAUCGCAAACAUAUCAGCAAACAAGCAAUACUAAUCCAGAAAACAGGAGCAACGCAAAGAGCAGGAAGCGGAACAAAAACAUUACCAGCAAUAAGGUUCAAAUGCAUAUCACGAGGGAGUCCACCACUCUUGGAAACAUAUCAGAGGCCACGGAGCAGGAUGUGGGGGCAGCCAUGGCAACGGACAGAACCAGCAGCCCCAUCUGCAAUUUGGACUGUGGCGCCGAGGGAAUCUGUGCCUUGGAGGCCACUGCCGCGAGUUCCCGCUGCCUUUGUCCUUUUGGAAAGACAGGGCCAGGAUGUCAAGAAGACAUUCGGGCUAAUGUACCGCGCUUCGCCAAGCGAUCCUGGCUAGCCUUUCCUGCCCUCCAUGGCGCCUACAAACAUGUCCAGCUGCGCCUCGAAUUCCGUCCCGAGUCCUUCGAUGGCAUCAUCCUGCUCAGCGGCGAGCGGGACGACCUGACUGGCGACUUUAUGGCCCUGCUUCUGAACAAGGGCUUCGUGGAGUUUUGGUUCGACUGUGGUUCCGGAGUGGGCAGUGUCCGGUCGCGGGAGACCAUCCUGCUGAACGAAUGGAACUCGGUCAUCAUAUACCGUCACAGGUGGGACGCAUGGCUGGUUCUCAACCACGGCACAAAGGUGCAGGGCAGAUCAAAUGGUUUGUUCUCGCGCAUCACGUUCCGGGAGCCCGUUUUUCUGGGCGGAAUAGGCAAUAUUACGGGACUGGCCAAGAGACUACCAAUGGCUGAGGGCUUUGCGGGCUGCAUUCGCCGAUUUGUGGCCAACGAACACGACUAUAAGUUCACGGAACACCCCUUGGGAGAUGUCAUCAAUGGAUUCGAUAUACAGGACUGCUCCAUGGACAAGUGUGUGAGGUAUCCAUGUCAGCACGGCGGGAAAUGCCUUCCCUCCGACAAAGGAGCCAUCUGCCUCUGUCCCAUUGGCUUUGUUGGAGAUUUGUGCGAAAUACGGAUGGACCUUCAGGUCCCAGCCUUUAAUGGUUCCUCCUUCCUCCGUUACGCGCCCCUGGGUGACAGUGCUCUCAUCUGGCUGGAGUUGAAGGUGACCCUGAAGCCGGAACAACCGGACGGACUGAUCCUGUAUUCCGGCCCAGAGCAUCGCGGGGACUUCAUAGCUCUGUACUUGAACGACGGAUUUGUUGAGUUUGCCUUUGACCUGGGAAGCGGUCCGGCUUUAGUAAGGAGUGAGCGUUCCAUCAGCCCGGGCCAGUGGCACACCAUUAGGAUCUCCCGAACCGCCCGGUUGGCAGUGCUCAAGGUGGACCAGCACCAGGAGGUCAUGACCAUCUCCUCCAACGGCUUCUGGCACUUGUCUUUGGACCAAAACCUCUUUGUGGGAGGAGUGAACCACGUGGAUCGCCUUCCCCUGGACCUCAAGUACAAACCCUUUUUUGUGGGCUGCAUUCAGAAGAUUGACAUAAACGGGCACUCGCUGGGAAUCGUGGCCGAGGCAUUGGGAGGCAGCAACAUCGGCAACUGCCCCCACGCCUGUGUGGCGCGGCCUUGCGGCCCCCUGGCGGAGUGCGUGCCGCAAAUGGAAAGCUACGAGUGCCGGUGCAGCAUCCACAAUGAGCGCUGCAACAAGGCCGCCGAGGUUCCGCCGGAACAACUGUCCUUGCUGGGUAUCCACAAGUCCAGGGUCCUUGACGCCAAACACAAUGGCGAGGAGCCCCCGAUGGAGAAGGUAUAUUCGGGCCAGCAUCACAAGAAGCAUUUUAAGAAGCACAAGAACGUGCAUAAGCCAACCCCUGGAAGCAGCACAAGCACGAGCACAACCCCAGCCACUACCACCUCCACCACCACGGCCCACGCAGAGACUGCCACGGCGGGGUCGCUGAGCAACGAGGAAAUCGAAGACGAUAUUAUCUUCCGCUUUGUGCAGCAACAGCAGCAGCAAAAGGAGCUCAGAGAGCAGCAGCAGUCCCCUUUGAGCAGCACUCCUGCCCCCUCACCCAAACCGAAGCCGAAACACUCUGGCGGAAAGCACCAUGCCAGCAAGCACGAGCACCACCAGAAGCCGAACGCUGCCUUCGCCCGGAAGCUCAGCAGACUGCCCACCCACUAUGAGAGUUUCCAGACAAACCCGGACAGCGACAUCCUCACCUUCGCGGACAGCAACGACUGGGUGGCUAGUCUGCAGCAGCAGGAGUACGCCGAUGCCAAAGGUGUGGAGGAGGAGGAGAGCAACCUCAAGCCUCUCAAGCAGAAGGAUGACAGUCAGGAGUCAGUCCCGGACGACCACACCUUUGUGUUCGAUGAGUCCUUGUUCGAUGCAUCGGAUGGAACGGAGGAGUACCAGCGCAAGCAGCUGGCCCAGGACAUGCGGCGCAUCAUGUCCAAUUCCAACGACCACUCCAGCCACAAGAAGGCGGAAGCCCAGACCCCGAGCCCCCCCAUACUGUCCAACGAGGACACCGUGCAGUACAGUGACUACACCGACGACGAGCUUCUGACCCCCGUUCUGCAGGGUGAAGAUGUUGCCCAGCCGGAGCAGCACGCGUCCUCCAGUAGUUCGCCGCAAACCAACACGGACUGGAGCCUGCUGAAGAAGUUCGACUUAUCCGCCGAGCACCAGUCGCAGAUUCAGGGAGUCCGCAAGAACUUUGGUGCCUGUUUUGCCGGCAGCGACAGCUACUUCCACUACAACGAUGCAGAGACCAUGAGCCAGGUGAUUAGCUACAGCAUAGACCUGAAUCUUCGCAUCAAAACGCACUCGGAGAACGGUGUUAUCCUGUGGACGGGACGCCAGGGCACAACGGAUCAGCACGACGACUACCUGUCCUUGGGCAUAGAGCAGGGGUACUUGCACUUCCGCUACGAUUUGGGCUCAGGCGAGGUAGACAUCCGCUUCAACGGCACAAAGGUCAGCGAUGGUCUGUGGCACCGAGUGAGGGCUAUAAGAAACUCCCAAGAGGGCUACCUCGAGGUGGAUGGGCGGAAAACAACAGUCUUACAGGCGCCAGGAAAGCUACGACAGCUGAACACUGACACGGGGCUGUAUGUGGGGGGCAUGCCUGAUGUGGCAUACUUUACGCAUCACCGAUACUUCAGUGGCAUUGUCGGAUGCAUCUCAGAGAUCGUGCUGGCCGGCGAGAUGAAGCUGAACUUUGACCCCAACACGCUGGGAACGGAGCACAAUGUGGAGACGGGCCUCCUGUGAAACGGUGCACGCACGCCUCAAGACUUUUGAUAUAUCGAAUAGUUUAAAUUGUUUAUGUUAACCACACAAAUGUCCUUCGUCGGUUUGUGUUUGUACAAAUACGCUUUUAAAACGGAAAACAGAAAACAGAGAACGGUUAGGAGCAUUUUUUUACACCAAGGGAUGUGGAUGAGACGAGCUGAGAACGAACCGAACUAAUUCUAGAAGGGAAGAAACUACAUAUUAUAUACAAGCAUAUUUAGUAUAUACAAAAAAAAAGCAUACAUAGAUAUAUAUAUAUAUAUUUAAAGCAGAGGAAACCAAUUCCCAAAACAAAAACAAAGGCACGCUUUCGCAUAGAGCCUGUGACUGUCAAUACUUCAGAAUGGAAUAGUUUAUAUACAUGCAUACAUAUAUCUUUAGCGAAAGGAUCGAGAUCGGGCGCGUAAAUCAUAUAGAAUAUGAAAAACCAAAUUAACUGUCCAUUUGCCGCGACUAGCGAUACCGAUACCGAUAGCGAUAGCGAUAACGAUACUUUAGUGUGUGGUGGCUUUUUUGAACCGUUACGAACCGUUACGCUUUACACUCGCAAAGCUGCUAUCCUUUUGUACCACACACCCACACACCUACAUUCUGAAAUCUAGAAACUGAAAACUUGGAGGAGAAAUUGGCAACUGUUUCGUUUUUCGCUGUACCUUAAACUAUGAACUAUUAAACUGUAUAACUGUACAUCCUGUACUAUUUGGCGCUUCUUGGAAGGUCUAGUCCAAAAAUCGAAUGAAUCAAAGAAAGCGGUAGGCUGGGGAAAGUGAGAUGGACAGUCGGAGAUGGACAAAAAAAACACAAGCUAUUAGGUUGUAAGCUAAUAAAUGUGUAGCGUGUACUAGCUCGUAAGUCGGCACACUCACACACAACACAACACACACUCUACACUGAAAACGAACGCAAACACACGCCUGCCUAUAUUUACUUUUAUAUCGACGUGGAGCAUUAACAAAUCGUAAGAUACUAUAAUGACACCAAAGAAACUUAAGACAUACGUAAGGACACCAAGCAAAAGGACACACACAAGGAUUUUUAACAAUUUUUACUAUGACACAACAAAAAAAAAAACAAAAAACAGCGACUACAACAACAACUAGCUAAUGGAAACCAAAACAGAAACGUAAGCGAAGCAAUUAAACAAUCCCAUAGCUAAAUUUUUAAAUCAAGCGAGAGAAGCAACUAAUCCGUUUUGCCUGUUGAAAAAAAUGGUAUAAGAUCCAUAAUGUAAUACAAGGGUGGGUGAAUAAGUCGGUGACUUUUUUAAUUUCCCGCUUCCUAAUUCAAAAUGGCAACACUGCUGCUGUCAACGGUCCUGUCAAAAUUUGAACAAGCUGCGUCAUUUAGUUUCAGUUUGGCAGGACAACCUAAGAAAAAGUUCUCUUCCCCAACCGGGUGGAGGAGACACAUUUGUAUUCGUCUUAUGAGUAUAUAAUUUUGUAGCUUAAUGAGAUAAACAACCACGUAUGUAGUUAUAUAUAUACAUUAUAAACACAUAUGCGUAACUACAUAUAUAUAUGACUAACGGGAACUAUAGAAAAAACGAAGCGUAAAAUUAAAUAAAGAAAUCACAACCACCAAUCAAUGUAAAACUAAAUUUAACGACAUUCAAUGUAGCUUAUUUAUAUGACUAACUAUUAACAGAGGAAGCCAUUGGGACAUUUAGUUUCGUACAUUCGUUUGCAGAAAAUAAAGAUAAAAGAAUGUAA